AUGAAGAAAGGCGAGUUCAGUGUGAUCUCGAUUGCAACAGCAAAUUACAAAUCGGCGGCUCGUGUCUCGGAAGAAGGAUUAAUCGAUAUCAAUGGCAGUAGUAGUAUUGGUAACCCCGAUUCGCAUCCAGGGCUAACACGAAGACUGACAACAAUAAAUAAAUUGCAACAAGAAGAAACACAUAGUCGCUUUAUGAAGUGUGAGUGGGGGGCAGUGUUGGAAGAAAGUGGAAAAUCCUCAGUUUCCCUACGAGAUCUAUCUAGAAACUAGAAACUAGGUAUCCUCAUUGUGUAGAACCUUAACAAUACUGUAACUACCAUGCUUUCCUUGCAUCUUACGUUUGAGAAACACGUAAGAAGAUACAGCAUCUACUUAUGUGACCAGUUAUUUCGUAAGAAAUCCUUCGUAAGUACCUCUAGUUCCCCAUUGAAUCCAACAGUAACUGAGUAAUGCGAAAGUUACUUAAUAUUUAUCUGUUCUUGCACAGGGGUAAUUGCAACAAGAAGAAAC
Molecule: messenger RNA, 510 nt
Organism: Heterotrigona itama
Lineage: Eukaryota; Metazoa; Arthropoda; Insecta; Hymenoptera; Apidae
Source: the annotation of a GenBank genome assembly